UGUCACGGUGAUCUGCUGCCUGUCGCACAUGUCUGCGACCUUUAAAUCUCUGCAUCAGUAAUUAAUUUGUCUUUGCCAGUUCAUACAUGUCCAACAGAUGACAAUGCUUCUUCUGAGGGGAGCUGUGCAGGCGGCGGUGCGGACAAACCGCUGCAGGUCAUUUUCUGUCUCACAGACUCACCUGAACCAGAGACAGGGUUUGGUGUUGGGAGUGUUUGAGAAGGAGGGAGCGGAGGGCAGCCUUCAUCUGACAGAGGCAGCUGCAGGGUUUGACCAAACUCUGUCUGGAAAACUCUCUGAACUACUGAAAAUCUCUGGACCUGCGCUCAAGAAAGGCAAAAGCAGAAUAUUUUAUGGACUCCACAAGGACUUCCCCUGUGUCGCAGUAGUAGGACUCGGUAAGAACAACGCAGGAGUGUGUGGGGCAGAGAACUGCGACACCAGUAAGGAGAACAUCAGAGAGGGAGUGUCAGCUGGCUGCCGGUUACUUCAGGACCUGGAGGUGAACCAUGUGGAGGUGGACGGCUGUGGUGAUGCCCAGUCAGCAGCUGAAGGUGCUGUUCUGGGCUUGUUUCAGUAUGACCAACUCAAAUCCAAGAAGAAGACCAAAGUAACUACACAGCUUCAUGGAAGUGCUGACUUGGCCGGGUGGGAAAAAGGAGUUAUGUAUGCAGAAGGCCAAAACCUGGCACGGCUACUCAUGGAAGCUCCGGCAAAUCACAUCACUCCCACUGCGUUUGCCAACACCAUUGAAGAGAAACUAGCACCACAUGCUGAACGAGUCACAAUAAAUAAGAGAUCCCAGACUUGGAUUGAGGAGCAGCAGAUGGGAGCGUUUCUCAGCGUGUCUAAAGGCUCAGAGGAGCCUCCUGUCUUCCUGGAACUACAUUACAACGGUUCACCUGACAGCACGCAGGCCCCACUGCUCUUAGUGGGCAAAGGCAUCACCUUUGACAGUGGUGGUAUUUCUCUGAAGCCAUCUUCUUCUAUGGAUGCAAUGAGAGCUGACAUGGGCGGAGCCGCCACCGUGUGUGCGUCCAUUGUCACAGCAGCAACUCUGAAGCUGCCGCUCAACAUUAUUGGUCUCGCUCCUCUUUGUGAGAACAUGCCCAGUGGAAAGGCCACUAAACCAGGUGAUGUUGUAACAGCCAAGAAUGGAAAAACAAUCCAGGUUGAUAAUACAGACGCAGAGGGUAGACUGAUUCUUGCAGACGCACUCUGUUAUGGACACACCUUCAGCCCCAGAGCCAUUGUCAAUGUUGCCACACUAACAGGUGCCAUGGAUGUAGCUCUUGGCUCAGCAGCAACUGGAGUAUUCACAAACUCUGACUGGCUCUGGGAGCAGCUGCACAAGGCCAGUGUUGUGACUGGUGACAGAGUGUGGCGGAUGCCUCUGUUCCAGCACUACAGCAGACAGGUGACUGACAGCCAGCUAGCUGACCUCAACAACAUUGGCAAGUACAGCCGUUCUGGUGGUGCAUGCACAGCAGCUGCAUUCCUGAGAGAGUUUGUCACAACUUCUCAUUGGGCUCAUCUGGACAUCGCUGGUGUGAUGAGUAACAAAGAUGAAAUUCCUUACCUGAGAAAAGGCAUGUCUGGAAGACCAACACGUACGCUGGUUGAGUUUGCUGCCGGGCUGGCCCACCACAACUGAGAGAUGGAUAUGAAACCUGAUAACAUACAAGACUUUCCAACCAAGUUCUGGAGGGAUUCAGCAGCUUAACUCCAGGGGUCAAACUGUAUAAUUCCUUCGAAAAACUAACAAUCGAAAUAUUAUAUACCAAUAUAUUGUGAAACAGUUUAGUUAAGUAAAUUUUCUUGAGCCCCAAAUUAAUACACAUUUUCUUCCCCAUACAGUUGUGAUUUCAGCUGAAAGACUUGAAACUGUGUAGAAACUACAUAGUAGAUCAGAUAAUUUAUAUGUUGUAUAAAUAAACUCUGUACGUCU
Molecule: messenger RNA, 1948 nt
Organism: Toxotes jaculatrix (banded archerfish)
Lineage: Eukaryota; Metazoa; Chordata; Actinopteri; Toxotidae
Gene: lap3
Product: leucine aminopeptidase 3
Exons: 13
Coding region: 98-1654 (518 amino acids)
Biological process (GO): proteolysis
Cellular component (GO): cytoplasm
Molecular function (GO): manganese ion binding; metalloaminopeptidase activity
Source: RefSeq, a predicted model, not a curated record